This is a messenger RNA of Dendronephthya gigantea, 2221 nucleotides long. Its product is annotated as neurexin-4-like. The transcript has 3 exons. The record is from RefSeq and is a predicted model, not a curated record. Lineage: Eukaryota; Metazoa; Cnidaria; Anthozoa; Malacalcyonacea; Nephtheidae. The coding region runs from base 118 to 1116 and encodes 332 amino acids. Gene Ontology annotation, molecular function: oligosaccharide binding.
GCGUCUCUGCACGUCAUAAUGUACAAAUAUAUGCGUGGGUCGGUCACGAUAUGCCGAAUGAUUUAAUGGACGGUCAAUUUAAAACCCGUCUCAACUAUCUAUACUGUCAGUGUCAGAAUGGCCGUCUUGCUGUACUUUUGUGUAAUAGUUUUCAUUUUGAAAUUGCCUCAGUCAGGCAAAUGCCUAACUGUGCAAGCCUUUUUUCGGAUCCAAGAUGGCAAAUAUUUGGCGAAUCAUGUCUUCGAAACAAAACACGCAGGAACUGCGUUAGAAUGCAGUAGGCACUGCGUUGCUCAUGGAUCAUGUGUGUCGGUUAACUACAAAACCUCUGGAGUCGGUAAAGGUCGAUGUGAGCUCAACAACAAGACUCUUCAAGACACAACUGACGAUCAUGAAAAUACGAGUAACUUUGAGUUCAAACACAUUUCUGUUGUCAAAAAGUUUCCUCCGAAAUCAAACCCACCAAGCAGCAAAGAAAUAACAGGAGAAACUUCUACAGGUGAUUUGAAUCAUGAUGAAUCUUGCACGAGUUUGCGGAGAAAAAACCCUUCAUCUGACAGUCGUGUGUAUUUUAUAAAACCAAAAGGGAUUAACGUCUCGGUUCAAGUUUUUUGUGAUAUGACUUCAAAGAAUGGUGUUGGUGUGACAGUGAUUGGACACAACAGUGAAACGAGAACAUAUGUGACAGGUUAUGGUCCUCCAGGUUCUUACCAGAGAAAGAUAAGUUAUGAAACUUCCAUGGAAGCUAUUGUUGCAAUUAUCAAUCAGUCCAAGAAUUGUGAGCAGUUCAUAAAAUACGAAUGUCAUCAUAGCGUCUUUCGGUACGGCUCAAAAGGUACGUACUAUAGUUGGUGGGUAUCAAGACAAGGUGCAAAGAUGAAUUACUGGGGAGGAGCGGCAAUCGAUAGUGAAAAAUGUGCCUGUGGAAUGACCAACAGCUGUGCAGGUGGAUACAAAUGUAAUUGUGACAAGAAUGAUGCAACAUGGCGUGAAGACAGUGGAUACCUGACAGACAAGAACACACUUCCUGUUACUGAACUGAGAUUCGGAGAUACUGCGACCUCUACAACGGAGAAGGGGUAUCAUACAUUGGGAAAGUUGCUCUGUUGGGAUUGAUAUCAAGCAGAAAACUACUAAAACUGGCAUUAAUAUUUUCAUUACCAGAAAUUCAGGACAUUAAUUAUCAUAAUGCCAGGAUUUCGCAAUCAAAGAUGGCUGCCUUGUUAUAAUGGAAUUAUAGGAACGAAAAAAAAUUUGAAAUUAAAGCAACUUCUAUCUUACAUAUUGCAGUUGCGGACUUCGAUAUAAAACGAGCAGUAACUCAGUACUUUUAUGAAUUUUUUUUACAUAUUUUUACAUUACUUUUAACAGGUUCCCCAGUAACAUCAUUUCAGCAACUAACCAUUAUAUCGCAAGUAUAUAAUUAUAAUUGUUAGUUGUUAAAUGACAUUACUUGGGAACAUGUUAAAAGGUAAUAUAGCUAAAUAUAAGAAAAAAUUUUCAUAAAAGUACUUAAUUUCUGCCCGUCUUAAAUUAAAGUCCGCAACUGCAAUAUGUAAGAUAGAAGUUGCUUUAAUCUCAAAUUUUGUCUCGUGCCUUAAAUAUAUAAUUCUAUAUAUUAUGACGAGGCAGCCAUCUUUGAUUGCGAAAUCCUGGCAUUAUGAACUUUUAAUUAAUGGCCUGAAUUCCUGGUUAUGUGUUUAUUGUGACUGGACAAUAUGUUUUCGCAUGCUCUUACUUAUCUCCAGUUUGACGUCAAUCUGUGACUCUCUCCUAUAUCCCUUUACAAUUUAACAUAGAUCCUGCCGUGUACUGCUUGCAAACCUCAUUCAUAGAAACCUGUGAAGUGCAAUGGAAGCGAAAUAUGAACAGUUUACAUUGACUGCCAGAAAAAAACACAUUAUUAGCAUGAAAUGCAUGAAAGAAAAUUAAGAGCAUAAAAUGCAUGCAUCAUUGAAUACUGUAAAUAAUUUUGAGGAAAGUAAUCCUCAAGCUAACUGAUAAUAUUCUAACACAGGAUAACGCAAGCAUCUACUAUAGUAAUUAAAACACCCACGACGUCCAUGUUAGAUUGCACUUCCUGUAAAACUUCUAUUUAAUACGUCAUCAGACAUCAGGAAUAGUUUAGUUCUUUUUCUUUCUUAAAUGUAUAUUUAGUAGGUUAUAGGGGGUGUGCACAACUAUUGCACGCGGUAUAAUAUUAGGAUUUACUUUUUUGACA